Messenger RNA from Drosophila willistoni, 3807 nucleotides. RefSeq lists its product as uncharacterized. Gene Ontology annotation, biological process: regulation of membrane potential; nervous system process; signal transduction. The record is from RefSeq and is a predicted model, not a curated record. NCBI's taxonomy places the organism in Eukaryota, Metazoa, Arthropoda, Insecta, Diptera, Drosophilidae. Gene Ontology annotation, cellular component: membrane; synapse; neuron projection. The transcript has 18 exons. Gene Ontology annotation, molecular function: chloride channel activity; transmembrane signaling receptor activity; neurotransmitter receptor activity. The coding region runs from base 564 to 3683 and encodes 1039 amino acids.
UUUCAGUUUGUUCAGUUCAGUUCGGGUCGGGCUUGCAAUUCAACAACACAUAGCGCAAAAAGCGGAGAGAAAUAUUAUAUUCAUUCUAACUAAAUAUAUGUAGAAGAAGAAACUAAAGGAACACACGGAGACAGAGAGACAGAACGAUAGCGAGAGCGAGCGAAGCGUAGAGUAGUAGUAACUUCCAACUACUUACUCACUAUAUAGAAUAAGAAGAGAUUCGAAGAACUUCAUGCAGUUGCAGACUGCAGUGACUAGCGGCAAUUGCACACAUAAGUUGCAACAAGCUGAAGUAACAUAAAACAUAGUAAAAACAUUCUUAGGCGUUGCCAGAUUGUCAACAAUAGCCCAAAGGGCCUCCCGAAAUAUUCAGAUCUACGGUUCGUUUCGUGUCGCCAGGUGGCGCCAGGUCAUGCAACCAGGGCCAAUCCAGUGAAAAAGUGAGAAAUAAAACACAGACACACAUACACACACACACACACACACUCCUAAACACACAAUACAAACCAACAAGUUCGUGCCACAAACUACUGGAAAUCCUGUCACUAAUUAGUUCUUGUAACAUGGGCUGCGCCUUUGAAGCAGCCAAAAGUAUACAGCAAAGGACAAAAAAACAGCAGCAGCAAGAACAACAACAAAAGCAAAAUCAAUGCGGUGCCACAAGAGUAACAAGAACAACAGCGAUAACAACAAUAACAAGAACAACAUCAAGAACAACAACAACAACAACAACCACAAAGCCAGCUGAGGACAUCAAAAUCAAGGAUAACUAUCAACAAAAUCAUAAAACAGCAAGAGAAACCGAAACAGAAACAGCAAACGAUAGCAAACAUCUAAAAGCAAGAGCUCAAGUGCUUUUAACGACACAACAACAAGAAGAACAAAAGCAACAACAACAACAACAACAACAACCAGAACAGCAACACCCAGCAACACAGCAACAACCGAGCCGCAGUCAAGUGGUUUACAACAAGGACAAAGACGAGAACAAAGAGGACGAGUUGGCAGGGCGGCAAAGGAUUGGAAUCGAUAUUCAGGCAACAACAACAACGAACACAACGAAGCAAAUAACUUGCUCAAAUUGUUAUAGCCAACGUAGAAAGCGACAACAUCGCCAGCAAUAUCAACAGGAUAAAGAUCAUGUUCGGUUACGUUCCAGACUUAGGCCACCCGCCGCCUACACCGCUGCCGCCGCUGCCACCGCCGCCGCCGCUGCCACAACAGCAUUCAAUUUUCAAGAGAUGCUGUGGCAGGCUACAGUUGCCCUAGCGAACACAAAUCAUAACCAUGAUCGGCGUGAUAGAAAUGAGGAUGAGUUAGCCUAUCAACGAUGGCAACCGCCACCACUGCCGUCGCCACCGUCAUCAUCGCCGUUGCCGUUGCCGUCGCAGUCGCCAUCGUCCUCCUAUUUACCCGCCACCACUGCUGCCAUGUCCGCAUCGAUUUUAGCCACCUCCGCAUCGGCAGCCUAUCAAUACUUGGGACAGCAUUAUAAGCAUUAUAGUCAAUCGUUCAGUUUCUAUGCCGCCUCCAGUGUUAUAUUGAUGCUAUGCUAUCUAACUACCGCAACCACAGCGGCUGCCACACAAUCGGAGACGUCGGGUGCCCUCGACAAGCAUCCCAUUCAUGGCAUCGAUUGGUCGAAAUUCGAUGAAUCCAGUUCGGAUAAAGAGAUAUUAGAUUUAUUACUAGAGAAGAAACGCUAUGAUAAACGAUUACUGCCGCCUGUAAAUGAUGAAGACUUUUGCUGUGGCUUACAGUCACCCGAUAUGGCCACAAAUCAAAAUGCGCGGAGACCACAUAAUCGCGGCACCCUAACGGUAAAUGUGAAUGUCUUGCUCCUAAGCUUAGCUUCGCCUGAUGAAAGCAGUUUGAAAUACGAAGUGGAAUUUCUAUUGAAUCAACAAUGGAACGAUCCACGUUUGCAAUAUGGCAAUAAGUCGCAUUAUGACUUUUUAAAUGCUCUGCAUCAUCAUGAUAGCAUCUGGACGCCGGAUACGUAUUUCAUUAUGCAUGGCGAUUUCAAGGAUCCCAUCAUACCAAUGCAUUUUGCUUUAAGAAUAUUUCGGAACGGGACCAUUACGUACGCAAUGAGACGUCACCUGAUUCUAUCCUGUCAGGGCAGUCUACACAUAUUUCCAUUUGAUGAUCCAAAAUGUUCCUUCUCCAUGGAAAGCAUUUCCUAUGAAGAGGCACAAAUCAAAUAUGUUUGGAAGAACGAUGAGGACACACUAAGGAAAAGUCCCUCAUUGACCACAUUGAAUGCGUAUUUGAUAAAAAAUCAAACUACGGCCUGUGAUCAGAACAGUUGGCGAGGGAACUACAGCUGUCUUAGGGUCGAUUUAAUCUUUACCAGAGAUCGUGCAUUCUAUUUCACCACCGUUUUUAUACCUGGCAUUAUAUUGGUGACGUCAUCCUUUAUAACAUUCUGGCUAGAAUGGAAUGCCGUGCCAGCUAGAUCAAUGAUAGGCGUGACAACAAUGUUGAAUUUCUUCACUACCUCGAACGGUUUCCGCAGCACUCUGCCAGUUGUCUCCAAUUUGACGGCAAUGAACGUAUGGGAUGGUGUUUGUAUGUGCUUCAUCUAUGCAUCCUUGUUGGAAUUUGUUUGCGUCAAUUAUGUGGGCCGUAAGCGUCCAUUGCACAAUGUGGUCUAUCGUCCGGGCGAGAAUCCCGUAACACAGCGUCUUCCAGCGGUCUUAAGCAGGAUCGGAGUAAUUCUUGCAAGUCCUUUGGCAAGCGCCGGAGCCACACCGGCCAUGUCAACAAUGACCCAUACGCCAGCAACAGCUGGAUCGGCAACGCCACGUUUGCAACCGGAUACGGAGGACUUUUUUGGCAGCGGCGGCGGCGGCGGCGGUGGCGGUGGUAUGCGUUGGCAGGAGGCCCACGGUGGCAUCAUCGGUGCAGCCGUACAAAAUCUACGUGCCCGUUCUAUAAAACGGAAAGCGGCUGCUCGAACUCCAUCCACUUCCACAUCGCCCACAGGUGGCAAAUCUGCGAUUAUUGCAGAACACAUUUAUGAGGAACCCACCACGACGGCUACCCGUGUGAAAUUUAAAGAUGAACAGCGUUUGGAUGAGAAUCCAGACCAGGAGAGUGAGACAUCGAUGGCAUUGCGCCGUUCGGUGGCCACAAGUACACCCGCUCUCGUCAUGGUACGCAUCGAAAGCGAAACAUCCACUAAAGGGGAUCCAGGGAGCGACGAUAUGGAAAUGACCGAACGUCAGCAAUUGCAUCAGCAAGAGCAGCAAUUGCCAUUAAAACCGCCGCGUAAAAAACCAUCGCGCUCCAAUUCACCGGCAUCCGUUUAUGCGGAAACCUGUGCUAUUACCGGACCCGGCUCCGCUUCUGGCAUCGGUAUCGGCACCACCAUCACCAGCACCCUGCUGAAAGAGUCAGCAGCUAUGGAAACUCCCGGCGAAAAGCGACGCGAUGCCGGGGCAACAAAUGAAAUAGUGGCAUGCACCACCUGCGGCGGCGGCAGCAACAACAGUCCGUGCACCCAUUCGGCCAACAAUGGUUGUGCCACAGAGACUUGUUUCGUUCAGGUGCGAAAGAAAGAGCCACCUCAUCCGAUUCGUGUGGCCAAGACGAUUGAUGUCAUUGCUAGAAUUACAUUUCCAACUGCUUAUGCCAUAUUUCUCAUAUUUUUCUUUGUACACUAUAAAGGAUUUUCGUAAAAUUAAGCAUACACACACGUACACACACACACACACACACAUACACACAACAACAAUACCCAGAGACCCAAACUCACAAAGCGCUAAAUAAAAACAACACAAAAAAUUAAGUAAAAAAAAAAAA